Messenger RNA from Lycium ferocissimum, 3543 nucleotides. Its product is annotated as zinc finger CCCH domain-containing protein 53-like. The record is from RefSeq and is a predicted model, not a curated record. The coding region runs from base 590 to 2701 and encodes 703 amino acids. Gene Ontology annotation, molecular function: metal ion binding; RNA binding. The transcript is spliced from 10 exons. NCBI's taxonomy places the organism in Eukaryota, Viridiplantae, Streptophyta, Magnoliopsida, Solanales, Solanaceae.
UCCUUGAAAGAAAUAGAAAUAUUUGUAAUUACUUUAAUGUAUGUAUAGAAAUAGAAAGAAAUAGAAAGAAAGAUUUUAGCUUUCACUUACUGAUAACCCCGAGAAAAAAAAAAACGCUUGUUUUGACGUGGGGGGUGGGGGUGGGGGUGACGUGGGGUGGGUUGGGUGGCUACUACUACUGUUAAAUAUUUAUAUGGGUUUGCUGUUUCUGUUGCUGUCAAGUUGCUCCUGCUACUACUGCUGCUUAUUGCAGGCUGCAUAGAAAUACACAGGGCGGUGGUUUACUGCUUUCUCUUGCAGUUAAGACUAGUUUGUUAACAACCCCAUGUUGGAAAAUUGGAAGAAAAUGGAAAUAAAGAGGAAGUGAAAGAUUUUGUAGUAGAAGAAAGAGAGAUUUUUUAUGGGAAGACUAUGAGAAAGGAGCAAACUUGAAUCUUGUUAAGAAACAGCUGGUGUAUUACUAGUUCGUGGUGGAAAAGAAAAGAUUUUUCUUUACUUUUCUGGACAGUCUUUACUUCAACAAAGACAAAAAGGAAGUUUGAGGGUUGGAUUUGAAUCUACUACCAACCCCCAAAAAGAGACUGAAGUUAUGGAUGCAUAUGAAGCAACAAAAAUUGUUUUCCAAAGGAUUCAAAAUUUGGAUCCUGAAAAUGCCCCCAAAAUCAUGGGGAUUCUUCUGAUACAAGACAAUGGUGAGAAAGAAAUGAUCAGAUUAGCUUUUGGUCCAGAAGCUUUACUUCACUCAGUGAUUCUUAAAGCAAGAAAAGAACUUGGUCUUUCUUCAAAUUCACCUUCUACACCUUCAACUCCUUCUUCACCUUCACCUUUUGGUGGUUCAGUGUGUUUCUCAAGGCAGAAUUCUUCUUCUUCAGCCACUUCUGGAAGGAUUCUUGGUGGUCUAAACCUUCCUUCACCUCUUAGCAUAACUAGUAACAACCACUCUUCAACUGUUUCUGCUUCUUGGAGUACUACUCCUAGCUUCUCUGACUUCCAAGAAGCUGAUCUAGUUAGUCCUAGUGCUUCCAUGAAAAAUUCCACCAUGAAUUCUUCUGCUCCACCCUUUUAUUGUAGUAGUGGAGAAGUGGACUUGAUAGAUGAGUUUCAACUACAGGAACAACUUUCCUUCUUGAAUGAUGGGUCACCAACCUUGGGGCCUAAAAAUCCUGAUGUUUAUUACCCACAACAGCAGCAGCAGCAAGAUUUAGCCUCAAGUCCAAGUGGGGAUUCCAUGCUUUUCUCUUCAUACAACUGGGGUGGUGGUGGAGUCAACGGCCUCCCCCAUAGAAGGAGCUGCUCUGUGAGUGAUAUUUGCUUGGGGCCUGAUGACCCAAGUGGCUGGAAACCUUGUCUCUAUUUUGCUAGAGGGUAUUGUAAGAAUGGAAGUAGCUGUAGGUUCCUCCAUGGUGCUGGCCCUGGAGAGGAAGUUGGGUCACCAAGCAAGUUUGAGAUGAUGGAACAUUGCCAAGAACUUCUCAGAUCUAAGUCUGCUCAGCAGCAAAGACUAGCAGCAGCCACAGCUUCUCAACUCAUGGCUUCUUCUAACUUCCCUCUCUCUCCUAUGGCUGCUAACAAAUGCAUCAACUUUCUUCAGCAGCAACAGUUGCAGUCUGCUGAGAGUAGUCCCAGAGCAGCUGCAGCAUUGAUGAUGGGUGAUGACAUGCAUAAGUUGAGCAGAAAUCGCUUUGAAAGAGGGGAUUUUGGAAUGAAUGGUGGAGCUGGGAUAGCAAAUCCAGGUUCAAGGCAAAUUUACUUGACAUUUCCAGCUGACAGUACUUUCAAAGAAGAGGAUGUAUCAAAUUAUUUCAGCACUUAUGGGCCUGUUCAAGAUGUGAGGAUUCCAUACCAGCAAAAGCGGAUGUUUGGUUUUGUUACAUUUGUUUACCCAGAGACUGUGAAGACCAUUCUUGCCAAAGGAAACCCUCAUUUUGUAUGUGAUGCUAGGGUGCUUGUCAAGCCAUACAAAGAGAAAGGCAAAGUUCCAGAGAAGUUUAGGAAGCAACACCAACAGCAGAUGGAGAGAGGAGAAUUCACUGGAUGUGGUAGUCCUACUGGUCUAGAGUCGAAUGAUCCUUUUGAUCUUCAGCUUGGUGCAAGAAUGUUUUACAAUAGUCAAGAUGCGAUGUGGAGGAGAAAAUUGGAAGAACAAGCUGAUCUGCAACAGGCGAUUGAGCUCCAAAGCAGGAGAUUGAUGAAUUUACAGCUUCUUGAUGUCAAGAGGAGCACUCAUCACCGUGCCCUUUCCCUGGGUGCGGUUAUCCCAUCCCCACCUCACUCUCCAGGCUUCUUCAAUCAAAAUAUGGUUCGUUCAACCGACUUCAGCAGCCGAGAAGAGAAUGGUUUUGCACCAAAAAUGACCAAUUUUGCUGCUGUUUCCGCGGAGCAAACAAACGGAAAUCUCACAGCUAAAGAUGAAAAUAGCAAUGGCAAAGAAAGUUCCAAGGAGGAGGCAAAUGAUUUUCAAGAAAACUUGGAGCAUAAUCUACCAGAUAGUCCAUUUGCAUCGCCUAAAGCAGCUGGAGACUUCAUCACAACUUUCUCAAAUGAUGAUGCUGCUGGAGAAGCUGACAAAGGUGCUGGAUUAAAUGCAUCACCUUCUUCCUCCUUGCUUCCUGCUACUAGUACACUAGACAUCACUCCUUUCAAAUCAUGUUACUUCCAAGUGCCUAGGUUCUCCUCAGGACAUGGCACCAUUGGAAUGUAGGCCUGGACAGCUUGUUAUGUUACGUAGUUUAGCUUCCUUAGUUUAGGAAGGAAAGAAAGAUGACGAAUGUAACCCCAAAAGAAAAAAAUACUAUCAAGAAGCAGCCAGCAUCAGCCAGCAAACACAUACACUACUUACUGCUACUACAAUACAAAUAUGCAUACUACAUAAAAAAGAAGAAUGAUGUGUGACAGCCAUUUCCAUCUCACUUUUGUAAAAUGUUUUUUCAGUAUCUUUUUCCAUAUCUGUUGUAGUUGAGGCUGGACCACAGGUCAAAGAAAAAGGAAAAUUAGCCAUAGGUAAAAAAGAAAAAUCCAAAGCAUCAACCUUUUGGAAUGUAAUUUCCUUCCUCCUUUCCCUAAGCAUUCUUGGGUGUCCACUUGUGUACUGAGACAACCCAAAGAUUAGUGUUUUUUUUGUUUUUGUUUUCUGUUUUAUGUUGUAAUCACUUGUAUAGAAGAUGCAGAAAGCAGAAGGCAGAAGGCAGAAGAGUAAUCAAGACUUCAAGUGAAGGUAAAGAGAAGUCAAGAAAAUGAAAUAUAUGUAAUUUCGGAAAAUACUCAUCUGGUAGGCAAAGGGGAAGCUCCUUUGUUGUAACUUUAAUUGUAUGCUUUAGCGUAUAGCUUUAUCAGUAGUAAUAUAUUAGUGGCAGCUGCAUUUAGGUACAAAAAAGAAAUGGUAGUGUCUCUACCAUGUGUUAGCUGUUACCUUUUUUCAUUUUGUUUUUAAUUUUCAACUCUUUGUUGUAAUUGAGAAGCAUUAGAUAGUAUAUCAAUAUCAAUCAAAGAUGUAAACAGACAGAAAAGGAGGAAAAUGGAGGAAGUUUCAUGUUUUAGCUUUAA